AUGGACGUGCCGGCUGAAGCAGUGUUUGAGAACACUGCUGCGGCCGUAGCCUGCGUGGCCUGGGUAACCCUGCUCGUGGUGCACUGGCAUGCGACGAAGGCAGAUGUGAAGUCCGGGGUGUGGAAGUUCCUCCACUUCGCAGAAAACUGGGCUCACGGGAAGGGCUCGGGUCUCAGCCCCAUGGCCGCCCGCGUCGAGAAGGAGCUGAUAGAGGUGCGAGUGAAGAUCUUGAUGUUCUUCAACCGGCUCUGUGUUCAUGUGGUCUUUCUGAUGAUCUUUCUCCAGCUUGUGGAGUUCUUGUGUGAGCCCAGCCUGCACGCGGCGACCUGGUUGCUGCAAUCUUUUGCUGCAUAUUUGCCUCACGUCCUGAUCAUCGCAGCACCGUGGCUUUUCUCGUCUUCCCUUCUGCGGCCUAUGCAGCUCUUCUUCUUUGUGCUGGUCUUGACCACCAUCUUCGUAAGCGGCUCCAACAGCAAGCACGAGAUGAUGGGGCGGCUCGGCUUUUGCCUAUCAGCUCAAGUUGUUCAGGCAUUCAUUUUCCCUGUGGGUGCGUUGACGGUGGUGCAAUCCAUCUCCUACGCCGCUGCCCACACAUGGGUCAUGGGGCAGGCCUUCGGAGCUGUGACCCUGUGGCUGGUAUUGUUCCAUAUGUGCUUAAACGUUUUGGUCUCCAUCGCCCUCCCCAUCAUUUUCGAGUUCGCCGUGCGGGAGUGGAUUGUGGCAUCGUUUCAGUCGCAAGACUCAGACUCCUUGAUUGAGGGUUUUCGGCAGAUGCUGAAGGGCAUCUGCGACGGAGAGCUGCUUCUGGAUGGCAACUUCCAGAUCUGUGGCAGAGCGCCGUGCCUCCAACGGCUCUUGUCAAGCAGAGAGGACUUCGACGGACACAGCUUUCGUGAGCUCAUCGUCGAUGACAAGGCGAGGAAACUCUUCGACGGCUUCCUGGCGAAGGGCGGGGCCACGAGCGACGGGGCGGAGUGUGAAGAGGGUGACGAGCGGCGUCGCCUGCGAGCCGUCGCGGCACCACGAUGUCUACGAAUGCCUCUCCGGGCCCCUUCGGGUCAGGCGAUUUCGGUGGACGUCUUCCACGUCCCGCUGCCUCCCAGUCUCUAUGGCGACAGCACCACCUACCACUUGCUUGCCCUGAAGCAGGAUGUUGAUUCCAUGCCGGUCCCAGAAGCGGACCCGACGCAGCAUGUGCUUCCCAGCAGCCUGCUGGAAUCCAGGAGGGCCCCGACGGCGCGCUCCGCUGCCAGCAACGAGUCUUACGAAGAAUGCUACGACGAGCUGGCGGAGAUGACCUUGCUGGUGAAUGCGAGCACGGCGCUGAUGGACAUCGAGGAGGCCCACCUGCGAUUCGUGCGCACGACCGACGAGCCCCAGGUGCGGAUGGGCAUGCCCACCCUAAAGCGCUUUGCCCGGCCGCUGGACUGGGUUGGAAUCGACGCCGUCCUGCGCAGAUACGCGCGAACCGUGCAGGAGGCUGAAUGCCCCCAGCAGGUGCCGGAGGAGAAGCAGGCGUUGCCGUCGAUGACGAUGCGUGUGCCCGGGGAAUCGAGACGGCACCUCCGCGCCAGGCAUGUGUCCAUCAGCUCGCCUUUUCCGCGUCAUCACGCCGCUGAAGAUGUCUUCCUGUUCUUGCAUCU
This is a messenger RNA of Symbiodinium sp. CCMP2592, 1643 nucleotides long. The record is from the annotation of a GenBank genome assembly. Lineage: Eukaryota; Dinophyceae; Suessiales; Symbiodiniaceae.